Aspergillus affinis is the source of this 1260-nucleotide messenger RNA. RefSeq lists its product as uncharacterized. Gene Ontology annotation, molecular function: transferase activity, transferring alkyl or aryl (other than methyl) groups. The transcript has 2 exons. NCBI's taxonomy places the organism in Eukaryota, Fungi, Ascomycota, Eurotiomycetes, Eurotiales, Aspergillaceae. The record is from RefSeq and is a predicted model, not a curated record. The coding region runs from base 1 to 1260 and encodes 419 amino acids. Gene Ontology annotation, biological process: alkaloid metabolic process.
AUGAAUACCAUUUUCCCCACUGUCGAAGGAUCCAAUGUCAAAUGUUCAAAUGACAGGCAUACCACCUCCCCAACCCCAUGGGAUGUUAUCGCCAAGUAUGGAUGCUUUUCCAAUGAGUAUGAGAGGCAAUGGUGGCUAGACUCAGGCGCCCUGAUAGCACGAUAUCUCCAGAUGUGUCAGUACGAUCUCGAUCAACAGUACGCCUAUCUGCUCUUUCUGCGCCAAGUCGUCAUCCCAUCCUUGGGUCCCUAUCCCCCUGUCCGUCGAUCUUUCCUGAACGAGGCGAAGAUUGGGCUUGAGUUGAGCGUCAAUUUUGAAUCAUCAGGUCAUCCCAUCUUCCGGAUGACCUUGGACCCCAGCAAUGCGGAUUCAGGCAACUUAUUGGACCCGUUCAACAUCCGUGCCGUGGAGAGGGUUGUUGAUAAACUGGCUAUUAUCAAGCCAAAGGGAUUUGAUCGAACACUUUGUCAUCGUUUCAUGGAUGAUUUUAUCAUUUCUGAUAUCCAGACCAACAAGAUAUACAAUGAAACAACUAUCGAUGAACGGGUGGCCUCUUGUAUGCUUGCAUUUGAUUUCAAAGAAGGAGAGGUUGGAGUCAAAGAAUAUUUUUGGCCUCAAAUGGCAUCUCGGGCACAUGGAAAAUCUAUCCAUGAGAUGCUACGCAAUGCUCUAUCCAGGAUCGAAGGCCAGAUGUCCUCUUCUGCUGCGGCUGAACUUGUGAUGACCUACAUGGAGGGCAGCAAUAACCAUCUCCGCGAGAUUGUUUUCUUUGCCUGGGACUUCGUGGAGGUGUCAAAAUCCCGACUGAAAUUGUAUGUGUGGGAGAAGGAUAUUAGUCUUACGAAGGUGCAAGAGCUCUGGACUCUUGGAGGGAAGGUCAAAGGACCUGCGAUUGAUCAGGGGUUCAAACUUGUCGAGAAGCUGUGGACCAUCAUGAAGAUGGGGGAGCGGAAGCCAUGGCUACCAUUUCUGUUUAACUACGAGAUCAGUCCUGGCAAAGAAGAACCGUUGCCCAAAGUCUAUUUCCCAAUAGACGACGGGAAUGAUCUCGAAACCGCACUGGCCAUCGCCGAAUGGUUUAGGGUGCUCGGGUGGAACGACAGGGCCGAUUCGUACGUCGACCAAGUCCGACAUUUGCAACCCAAUAGAGACCUUAGCAAAACCUCUGGUCUUCAGACACUGGUGAUCUUCUCCUUCAAGGCUACGGGGCCCUAUACGACGAUCUACUAUCAUCCCCUUGCAACCUGCCCAUCCGCUUGA